Messenger RNA from Oncorhynchus kisutch (coho salmon), 4427 nucleotides. RefSeq names its product excitatory amino acid transporter 3-like. The transcript is spliced from 12 exons. Bases 356 to 1924 code for a protein of 522 amino acids. The record is from RefSeq and is a predicted model, not a curated record. Gene Ontology annotation, biological process: L-glutamate transmembrane transport. Gene Ontology annotation, cellular component: plasma membrane. NCBI's taxonomy places the organism in Eukaryota, Metazoa, Chordata, Actinopteri, Salmoniformes, Salmonidae. Gene Ontology annotation, molecular function: L-cysteine transmembrane transporter activity; L-glutamate transmembrane transporter activity; glutamate:sodium symporter activity.
GGACGGGGUGUGUGUGUGGAAUGGUGGUGGGUUGGAGGUAACCCUUACGGGUAAAAACCUGCUGAUCGAUCUCAUUCUCUGUCACGCAUACUUUCUGCCUCACACACACACACACACACACAGAGGGACACACUCAGGAGGCGUUUUUCUCCCUCUCCAUCAGAAACAACUGACGGCCACGCGGGAGAGCUGCAUCUUCAGUUUAGGUAGUUAUAGCUGGAGCGUAUACAGCUACUAGCCUCUACUGCCUGCUUACAUCUGUCAGCUGGCCACCCAAUACGUUGUUCCUUUUGUGUCCGACUUCCAUUGUGCCAUCUAUUGUGGGGGCUAAAGGAAGCCGCUGCCAGUGGACAAGAUGAAAGAACACAGGGGCUGGGACCUCAAAGGCUUACUGAAGAGGAACUGGUUGCUGAUUGCGACCAUUGUGUCGGUGCUGUUAGGGAUAGGCCUUGGUGUGUUGGUUAGGGACUAUGCCUCCCUUUCCCACCUCGAUAAGCAGUAUUUUGGAUUCCCGGGAGAUAUCCUGAUGCGGAUGCUCAAGCUGGUUAUCCUGCCCCUCAUCAUCUCCAGCAUGAUAACAGGAGUGGCCGCCCUGGAUUCGGAUGUUUCCGGAAAGAUAGGUUUGAGGGCUGUGGUUUAUUACUUAACCACCACCAUCAUUGCAGUCAUUUUGGGUAUUGCAUUGGUGAUAGCCAUCAAACCUGGUGUCUCUCAGAAGGCAGAAAACAUCGACAGGACAGAGAUCACACAAAACGUCAACACUGUCGACACAUUACUGGAUCUUGUCAGAAACAUGUUUCCUGAAAACAUAGUGCAGGCUUGUUUCCAACAGUACAAGACAACGCGCAAAGAGUUGGAACCUGCUAAAGUGAAGGAGAACACUACAACCACAAUGUUCCCUCCUCUCUCUACCACUGUCAUGGCAACCAUUUUCCCGCCAGAGAACAUCACCAAGGACUAUAUAAUAGUUGGGUCAUAUUCUGAUGGGCUCAACGUGCUGGGCCUCAUCGUGUUCUGUGUGGCGUUUGGCCUCGUCAUCGGCAAGAUGGGUGAAAGGGGACGCAUCCUGCUGGAGUUCUUUGAUGCUUUAAAUGAGGCCACCAUGAGGCUAGUUCAGAUUAUCAUGUGCUAUAUGCCAGUGGGGAUACUCUUCCUCAUUGCUGCCAAGAUCAUCGAGGUAGAAGACUGGGAGAUCUUCAGGAAGUUGGGCAUGUACAUGGUGACAGUUUUGAGUGGCCUAGCUAUCCAUUCUAUUGUUUUUCUGCCGCUGAUCUACUUUGUCAUUGUGAGGAAGAACCCGUAUACCUUUGCCUUGGGGAUGGCUCAGGCACUGGUCACUGCUCUCAUGAUCUCUUCCAGCUCUGCCACCCUGCCUGUCACCUUCCGCUGUGCCGAAGAGAACCUCCGGAUCGACAAGAGGAUCACCCGCUUCGUGUUGCCCGUGGGCGCCACCAUCAACAUGGACGGUACAGCUCUCUACGAGGCUGUCGCUGCCAUCUUCAUUGCCCAGCUCAACGACUAUGAUCUUGACGUGGGUCAGAUUGUCACUAUCAGUGUAACAGCAACAGUAGCCAGCAUCGGAGCCGCCGGUGUACCUAACGCUGGUUUUGUUACCAUGGUGAUUGUGCUGACUGCCGUUGGACUACCGGCAAAUGAUGUCACUUUAAUUAUUGCUGUGGAUUGGCUGCUAGACCGCUUCCGCACCAUGAUCAACGUGCUAGGAGAUGCUUAUGGAGCCGGCAUCGUUCAGAAGCUGUCCAGGCGGGAGCUGGAGAGGAUGGACGGCACCUCGGACGUGACUAACCCCUUCGCCCCGGGGACCACGCUGGACAACGAGGAGUGUGAGAAGAAGUCCUACGUCAACGGCGGCUUCACCGUCGACAAAACCGACGCCAUCUCCUUCACCGAGACCUCCCAGUUUUAGGGGGGUGGGCAAAGAAGUGCCAAUGCUGCUAGAUGUUUAGCCUGGUUCUGUUUGUAGCCUGGUUCAAGAUCUGUGACCAACAUUAAUUAAUCCUGUUGAUGCAGGAUUACUGCUGGAGGAUUAUUUUCCUGCUGCAGCACACUGGCUCAAAUUAAGAUCCUACAUCUGUAGCAAUAUCAGCCACCACCAUCUGUUCUAUCUUGAUUCUCUUUCCAGCACUGUCCCCGAUGAUCAGUAUGUUUUUUAACCACAAGUGCAGAUCCUCAGCACCUUAAAAUGAGCUGGGCUGUAUCUGAAAUGACACCCUAUUGCUUAACUAGUGCACUACUUUAGACCAGGGCCUAUGUAGAGAAUGAGGUGUCCUUUGGGAUGAACCCAUGCUCUCUUUUACCAAAAGAGCUUCCAUUGUUAUGUUGACAUAUUGCCGACAAUGUACACAUUCCCUUUUGAAUGAAUCAAUACUUUUGCUAUUGUUUUUACAUAGAGGGAGCAAAGGAGACUACAAGAGCCAGAGCUUUUGAAAUUCAUACCUACAGCGCGUGUGGGUAACUGAUAUAAUAUAUCGCCGGACUGAGCUGUGUAUAUGUAUUGUGAAAAAGAGCAUGGAAGAAGAACUAUAUUCUUGAUGUUCAAUACACUGUAUAUUGCAAAGAAUCAAACAGAUUUUGUUUGCUCUUCAGAAGCAAAUUAUUUUUGUGUGACUUUCUUUUUGUCCAUUUUUGUUCUGGGGGGGUCAGAUACAAAAAAACAAUCAAAUAAAUCCAUACAAAGACAACCCCAACCCAUUCCCCCCCUUAGUCUCCACCCACCUGCCCGCAUUCUCUCUCUCCACUUAGAAACCAUUGCCUCCCAUCCCAUCUAGCCCUCCUCCCGAAGAAAGCAUGCCUCCCAUCCCAUCUAGCCCUCCUCCUGAAGAAACCAUGCCUCCCAUCCCAUCUAGCCCUCCUCCCGAAGAAAGCAUGCCUCCCAUCCCAUCUAGCCCUCCUCCUGAAGAAACCAUGCCUCCCAUCCCAUCUAGCCCUCCUCCCGAAGUAAGCAUGCCUCCCAUCCCAUCUAGCCCUCCUCCUGAAGAAACCAUGCCUCCCAUCCCAUCUAGCCCUCCUCCCAAAGAAAGCAUGCCUCCCAUCCCAUCUAGCCCUCCUCCUGAAGAAAGCAUGCCUCCCAUCUCAUCUAGCCCUCCUCCUGAAGAAAGCAUGCCUCCCAUCAGUCCCCCCCAUCCCCCAACAACAUCCAGAGACCCCCGUACCACCCCUUCCCGUGGGCCUGAAAGCGGAAAUAAAGUUAAUAAAAUAAAUAUAUAGAAUUAGUUUGUAUGUGUGGCGCUUUAGCUGAGAUUGUUCUUUACAUAGUCAAGUAUAUUUGUUGGUGAAAGUUCAUGUUCUUAAGCUUUACAAUAUGUGCCAAACAUCUUAUUCAUUAACUUUAUAUCAUUCAUCCAUGUCAUUUUAUUGCAUGAAGCAAUAUUACAAAUAAAUACAGUGGGAAACUUGUGAUGAACAUAGACCUGCUGAACGUCUUUUUCAAGUGACCAAUAGCCUUUAAGAAAGUAGAGUUGAUGGGCACACUAACGAGGUUUGAGUUAUGAAUUUAAUUGAAUACUGUGAAAUAUUUUCUUAAUGAAUUGCUAAAGAGGAUGGAUGACUUUUUAAUAAGGAUGGUCUUGACAAUAAAGGCUUUCUGAUAACGAAUGCUAACUUUAAACGCUUCAUGUUUGUUUGUCAGAGAAACAAAGAAUUGUGGGGCCUCUGAGGCAAUGUUUUAGAAGACCCAGCAGUAGAAUCCAGGAAUUCAAUUGAAUGCAGUUAGUACAUCUUCCAACAUCAACCAUGAAACCUUAGUUAGAUACAAAGCCUUCCAAACAGCUCAUUAUGUAAUAACUUUGUGUAGCCUUACUUUGGGCCAGCAGGUAUCCUAGUGGUUAGAGCGUUGGGCCAGUAACCGAAAGUUUGCUGAAUUGAGUCCCCGAGCUGACCAGGUAAAAAAGUGUAAUUCUGCCCCUAGACAAGGCAGUUAACCCACUGUCCCCCGGUAGGCCGUCAUUGUAAAUAAGAAUUUGUUUUUAACUGUUAACUGCCUUGUUAAAGGGUAAACUUGAGAGAGAUGAGCCUUAAUAUAACAUUUUUUUCAUCCCUUGAGGCAUGGGAUUAUUGAAACUGCCUCUUCAUUUUACAGCUCAUUGCAAUCUGACCUCUACGACUUGUUUUUGUUCUAUAACAGAGGCAUACGGGCCUAAUUUGAGGUAGUAGACAACAUUAUUAUAGAACAUCUCUCAACUUGGUGAGUUAUUGAGUAUAGGAAAGCAAGUCAAGGGCGAUGUAACUAACAUUUGAUUGAUCAGAUGUGGCUCAAAAUAAAGCUUGUGAAUCCGGUUCUUCUGUACAUUUCAAAAGCACAUAAUAAUGAGAUCAACAAUCAAUGGCUAAAGUGUGUACAGUUCACAAAUGACUUCAGUAUAUGAAUCAACAUGUACUAGAUGUAAGCUAAUAAAGAAAAAUAUAACUUG